AUGAGCACCAGUGAAUCGAUCCGAAAGCCCGAAUUUCGGCCGGGAGAUGUGCUGGCUGGAUGGCACGUCAUCCGUCAACUCGGCGCCGGAGGCUUUGGCACUGUAGUUGAGGUAAUAAAUGAAAACGGGCAACGCGCGGCGUGCAAAGCGGAAUUCGCGGAUGAGGAUGUGCACAUGCUGAAGAAGGAGGUGCGCGUGCUGCAGGUGAUGCAGGGCAACAAGCACUUCUGCGAGCUGUUCCUGGCUGGAGAGUUCAUCUACAAGGACGAGCGGGUGAACCUGAUGAUGAUGACGCUGCUCGGGGAGCCGCUCUCAAAGAAACGAAGGCAGUGUCCGAAUCAGCGUUUCACGCGCUCGACGGCCGUCCGGUUGGCGAAGCAAUGUCUCGAGGCCAUCCGUCUGCUCCAUUAUUCCGGCUUUCUCCAUCGUGAUCUCAAGGGCGGCAACUUCGCGUGGAACGACGCCAAUCGGACCGUCUAUCUCCUCGAUUUUGGAUUCGUACGCCAAUGGAUUAUUUGGAAAGACGAUGGUGGCAACGAGACGAUGAUGCGCCCUCCACGCAAAAAGGGACAUUUUCUGGGCACUUCCCGUUAUGCUUCCCCGCACGUGCAUGCCCGCAAAGAUCAGGGCCGUCGCGAUGAUCUUUGGUGUUUCCUCUACAUGGUCGUCGAGUUUAUUACGGGCAAACUGCCGUGGCGCAACGACUCGGACCGGGUGAUUGCUGAGAAGAAGAAGACGGUCGGCACCAAGCUCCUCAAAGGUUGCCCGGUGGAGUUCUUCAAGAUGUACCACCACAUCCGCUGGUUGAGAUACGAGGACAAGCCCAAUUAUGGCUUCCUAAUGGACAUGCUCAAUAAGAUCUGCGAACGCUGUGGCUACGGAGAGGAGGACCCGCUCGACUUCGAGCCGCACGGACGGCACUACGAGUAUAUCAUGAACCACAAGUCUUCGUCGAGUGAGCCGUCGACUGAGGGGGCUGAUGAUGAGGAGGAGGAGGAAGAGGAAGAAGAACCCGCUGCCGUUAACCCAGAAGACCCAUCCUCUCCCGGCGCCAUCGAAGUGUCGCAAUACGACCCGUCGUCUAGUGAAGCGAGCGAUUCGAGCGACUACACGACGGUGCCCACCAAUUCCACUACCGUC
This is a messenger RNA of Mesorhabditis spiculigera, 1140 nucleotides long. The record is from the annotation of a GenBank genome assembly. NCBI's taxonomy places the organism in Eukaryota, Metazoa, Nematoda, Chromadorea, Rhabditida, Rhabditidae.